AGACGCGGCCACACAGCAUCCUGAGCCUUCUGACACGCCUGGUGGGAAGAUGUCAACAUUGCCAAGAAGAGCCAAAGUAAAGGUUCAGACUGUGGAAUCCAAAGAUGAAUUUUCUUCCUUCUCUGAGUUAUCAUCUGCUUCUGAAGAAGAUGAUAAGGAAGAUAGAGCCUGGGAGCCACAAAAGAAGGUUCCCAGAAGCCGUAAGCAGCCUGUUCCCAAGGAAUCCAAACCAAAGAAGGUGCCAAGGGUGAAAAAGAAGACCCUGCGGAUUGGUGAUGACUCAGAAGGCGUGAGCGUUAAGGAGGAACUAGUAGGUGCUUUAGCUGGAUAGAGGGAACACUGUAGU
This is a messenger RNA of Talpa occidentalis (Iberian mole), 346 nucleotides long. Its product is annotated as S1 RNA-binding domain-containing protein 1-like. Bases 50 to 331 code for a protein of 93 amino acids. NCBI's taxonomy places the organism in Eukaryota, Metazoa, Chordata, Mammalia, Eulipotyphla, Talpidae. The transcript is spliced from 3 exons. The record is from RefSeq and is a predicted model, not a curated record.